This is a messenger RNA of Limulus polyphemus (Atlantic horseshoe crab), 1747 nucleotides long. Its product is annotated as otopetrin-1-like. Gene Ontology annotation, biological process: proton transmembrane transport. The annotation marks the transcript as partial. Gene Ontology annotation, cellular component: membrane. The record is from RefSeq and is a predicted model, not a curated record. The transcript has 6 exons. Lineage: Eukaryota; Metazoa; Arthropoda; Merostomata; Xiphosura; Limulidae. Gene Ontology annotation, molecular function: proton channel activity.
UUCUCCCCAAUAUAGAGUUGCUUACAUCUAGUACAGUGAAUACAAUAAAUAAUGCACUCCGAUGUACAGAUGAAUUGCCUUUUACGUGAAAGAACCCAGCAGUUCAUCAUACUGAGUUCUAUUUAUGCGCAACUGCUGGUUGUCGUUUGUAUCACUUUAUUCACAUCUGAGGUCGUCACUUCGGAAGUUCCUUUCUUUUAUUUCGAGUAUGCAACUGUACAAGUAAACAAGAUCGUACAUGACGCCAAACAGUCACACUACACCGUGGGGAGAAUUAUGAACUCCGCUAUAAUGAACGGUUUAAGGAAAAUUGGCCUCAGACGAGAAACAGAGGACCCCAAAAGCCAUAAUACCCAUAACUCAUACAGUGAAAAAAGCCACGGGAGCUUGUUCUUGAGGAUUGGAGCAAUAGCAUUUGGACUAGGAACAAUGAUUUACAACGGACUAGAAUUUGGGAAAUUCUUCGAGGUCCCAGUUUCGUCCCCAUGUUACAGUGUUCUUUUGGGCGUGAAUCCUGUUUUCCAGAUGAUCUUCACCUUCUUCCAAAUGUAUUUUAUAUUUGUGAAUUGCAGGCUGAACAUACAGAAAUUCAAGACAGUGGCUAGAUUUGGCUUAAUGCAUAUGGUUGCUACAAACCUUUGUGUAUGGCUAAGAACGCUGGGCAAAGAAACUCUUUACGAAAUUUCUGAAGAACUAAUAAAAAGUGAGCAGACAAAUCUUCUAGAAGAGUUGAUCGUUCCAAUCAAAGAUAAUAGCACUAAAAGAAACAACACGAACAUCUGCCAGAAAACUGACAUCAUGGGUGAUAUUGUAUCACAUUCGUCUCCUUUUCUUUACCCUUUCAUCGUGGAAUACAGUCUGAUUGGAGCGGCAAUUCUUUAUGUCAUGUGGCAGAACAUAGGCAAGACUCCAGUCGUUAGAGUAGAAACUCAGGAAAACGAUGGAGUUUUGGAUUCUUCCAGUCCACGUACACGUACCAGGAUGAAUUGCGUUGGAGCCAGCAAAGGAUUAUUCUUAGGUUUAUUAGUGUUGGUAGUUUGUCUGAUCUGCUUGAUUGUAUUUUUUGUAUUAGUCCAUCAUGAAGAGUAUAAAAUUCUAGCGAUUUUCUUAGGAGAUAUAUCGCUUUGUGUUCUUCUUGUACUCAAUAUUAUCGCAAUUAUUGCAGGUUUUAUUCAAGUAAGGCCUUUAAGAUAUUUUCCUGAGAGAAGAGAGGAAUUUAGUAGCAUCCUCCUUGGUAUUGCAGGCUUUGGGCUGUUUUUAUAUGCUAUUUUUGGAAUUAUAGCAGGAUCUGUGUCUUCUGUAUUCUCUGUUUCUAACCUUCUAGUUUUGAUAAACAGCUGUCUAACUUUGGUCCAAGUGAUAAUUCAGUCGUUAUUCAUCUCAGAUGUUGUCUGUCGGUCAACAUAUCUCUCCGAACACAAUAAACAGAAGCCUGGGAAACAGGUAGUAACAUUCUUGAUGAUUAGUAACAUCACCUUCUGGAUAAUCUACACCUUUCAGACGCAGAAAGUGGAAGCCAGUCCAGUGGAAUUAAACUUUUUUGGUAUGUGGGGUUGGACAAUAAUUGUUCGCAUCACCCUGCCACUGGCCAUCUUUUACAGAUUUCACUCUGCUGUUACGUUCGCUGAAGUUUGGAAAAACUCAUACAAGACAUCACCGCAUAAAACAUAUAUAUUGUUAUGUUCCACUUCCAGUAUAGAACUUCUUAUUCAUUUUUAUAAUAUCAAACAUUUAUUGCUCCUGAAUA